AUGUCGGCCAAAUCAGUAAAAGGCGAGCAUGGAAAGAAGCCAGCUUCGGCGGCCACGAACUUAAUAGCAGGUGGUGGUGCUGGAAUGAUGGAAGCCCUAGUAUGUCACCCGCUCGACACGAUUAAGGUGCGAAUGCAGCUCUCGCGGCGAGGCAGGACACCCGGAUCGAAAAAAAGAGGAUUUGUUGCGACGGGUCGGGACAUUGUGAAAAAAGAGACUGCCUUUGGUCUUUACAAAGGGUUGGGAGCUGUGAUGACAGGUAUUGUGCCAAAGAUGGCCAUCCGGUUCACCAGUUACGAGUGGUAUAAGCAAGCGCUCGCUGGUGAGGACGGGUCGAUUAGUAGUCGAGCUACCUUUCUCGCUGGUCUAGGCGCUGGUGUGACAGAAGCAGUCGCAGUCGUGACGCCGAUGGAGGUCGUCAAAAUUCGUAUGCAGGCCCAAUACCAUUCUCUCUCAGAUCCUCUCGACGUACCGAAGUACCGAUCAGCACCUCAUGCUCUCCUGACCGUGGUAAAAGACGAAGGUAUAGGCGCGUUGUACCGUGGUGUAUCGCUCACUGCUCUGCGGCAAGGAACGAACCAGGCUGCAAACUUCACAGCAUAUACUGAAUUGAAAGAGCUGCUGCAGAGGUUACAGCCAGAAUAUCAGAACAAAAACUUGCCCAGCUACCAGACAACGGUAAUCGGUCUGAUCAGUGGUGCAGUCGGCCCAUUCACCAAUGCGCCCAUCGACACAAUCAAGACGCGGUUGCAAAAGACACCUGCCGAGCCAGGACAGACCGCUGUCCAGAGAAUAGCGCUGAUAUCGAAGGAUAUGUUUAGGCAAGAAGGACCGAAAGCAUUUUACAAGGGUAUUACACCUCGAGUAAUGCGUGUUGCUCCAGGCCAAGCUGUGACCUUCACAGUGUAUGAAUAUCUCAAGAAGAAGUUGGAGGACAGCAACAUAGCGUUUAUAGGUGGGAAAUUUGAGGAGUGA
Molecule: messenger RNA, 975 nt
Organism: Lithohypha guttulata
Lineage: Eukaryota; Fungi; Ascomycota; Eurotiomycetes; Chaetothyriales; Trichomeriaceae
Gene: SFC1
Product: Mitochondrial succinate-fumarate transporter
Exons: 2
Coding region: 1-975 (324 amino acids)
Biological process (GO): succinate transport; transmembrane transport; fumarate transport
Cellular component (GO): mitochondrion
Molecular function (GO): succinate:fumarate antiporter activity
Source: RefSeq, a predicted model, not a curated record